This is a messenger RNA of Ziziphus jujuba (common jujube), 3543 nucleotides long. RefSeq names its product calcium-transporting ATPase 12, plasma membrane-type. The record is from RefSeq and is a predicted model, not a curated record. The transcript is spliced from 2 exons. NCBI's taxonomy places the organism in Eukaryota, Viridiplantae, Streptophyta, Magnoliopsida, Rosales, Rhamnaceae. Gene Ontology annotation, cellular component: intracellular membrane-bounded organelle. The coding region runs from base 280 to 3543 and encodes 1087 amino acids. Gene Ontology annotation, molecular function: nucleotide binding; P-type calcium transporter activity.
UUAAUCCUAUCUAUUUUCCUUUCCAUUCUUAGAAAUCCAAAGUCUCUCUACUCUCUACUUUCUCUUCAUCAAAUUCACCUUUUACAGUUUUCCAUUUCUGUUUUCCACUUAUUGAUAAAUUAGUAAGGAACAAAUCCAAACAAGUUACGAAUUCCUUCUCUUAAUUAUUAUAUAUACUGUUGUAUUGAUAUUCUAUAUAUAAAUUGUUGUAUAAAUGUUAUAUUUUUGGUGUGUUUGUUGGAAUAUAUAGAGAAAUUGAUCAGAGAGGUAAGCAGAUAAAUGUCGGACACCAGCGAACAUGUCGACCUUGAGUCUCAGCAGAAAGUGAUGCUGUCCAGCAGAACCCGGUGGCGCAGGUUUCUGUUGAUCAUCAAAGCGCAUAGAGUUUUCGUCUCAAUCCUCACCGACCCGCCGUCUGUAAUCUCCUUGCUGGGGCCGUCAGCAGGAGGAGUACAUACUCUGCCCCCGGCUUACAUUUCUGCUUUCUCUUCUGCUGGUACUAAUGGUGAUGUUCCUGACGAAUCUUCUUCAGCCGUACCUGAUAAUCAAGUAUCAAUAGAGGUCGUCCAUUUGGAUGUGGAGGUAGAAGAUGAUGAUGACUAUUGUAGCAGAGCGAGGGACAAUGCAAACCUGCAACGUGCAAAUAUUGUGAAGAUGGUAAAGGAAAAGGACAUCGAUUCUUUGCAGAGUUUUGGAGGUGUUGGAGGAAUUGCCGAAGCUCUUUGUACCGAUCUAGAGCUUGGGAGUCAUAUUCCUGGCGACAAUGAAGAAAGUACUAGUACCAGUCUUGAACUUCCAUAUGCAAGGGAAAGUGGAGAAGCAGCACAACUUUCCACAACACAGGCAACCGAAGCACCUAGACGAGGCCUGUUUAGACUUCUUAAGAAACAUUGCAGCAACUGCAACACCCUACUUCUCUCUUUGUGUGCCGCGCUGUCAAUUGGAUUCGGGAUCAAGGAGGAGGGCUGGAAGACUGGUUGGUAUGAAGGCGCCAUCAUAAUGGUGGCGAUUUUCAUACUGAUACUUGCUCCUUCCAUCCGAGAUUUCAUACGCCAACGACGAUCACAGAGGCUUUCGGAGAUGCACAAGCCCAUUGAUGAAACAGGAUUUGUGAUCAGAGGUGGAUGCCGAAAGGAAUUAUCGAUCUCUAAUAUUGUGGUAGGCGAUGUGGUCUGCCUUACCAGCGGAUCUCCAGUCCCUGGUGAUGGAAUAUUCUUUGUUAAUCCUGGUGAUGACCACGCCCGCCUUGUCGUUGAUCACGAUGGUUUGGAGUCAGUUGAUGAGAAUACUCCAUUUUUGUUCUAUGGUGCAAAGGUGAUUUACGGCAAGGGAAGAAUGCUGAUAACUUCUGUGGGAAUGGAUACAGUAUUGGGGGCGCUGAUGAAUCAAGUUUCCAGUACUUGCAAUGAGACCCCAUUACCAGUUCAACUUGAAAAGUUUGGCACAACAACACAGACAGCUGCAAUCUCAAUCUCCAUUUUAAUCCUUGUGGUGUUGUUCCUCCGUUUUAUGCUUGAAGGCAAACAUACUACGAAUAAACACUCAGCUGGUCUCCCAGAGCUAAAGAAUGCAGCAGCAACCAAGGGAAUUAUUGACAUCAUCAAGAAAAUUGUCACAAAACCAUAUGGAAAGACCUGUCCCUUCACAACUUCACUGGCCAUUUUUAUGGUAGGAAUCCAAGAGCCAAUUCCUUUUGUCAUCAUAUUAGCUAUGGCUUAUAUGAGGAAAAAGAUGUUUUCAGGCAAGACCUAUGCUAAGGACCUAUUGGCUUAUGUCAAAGUAGGCUCUGCCAAUAUCAUUUGCGCUGAAAAGUUAUACCACCCGGAAGUUGUUAGGUGCUAUGUAGGUGAGGAAAACAUUCAGAAAGGCUGCUGGGCCGACUCUGGAGUAGCUACAUGCGUAGGUGAAGUUCUGUGCCAAUGUAUCAGCACCCCAAUACUGAUGCCUUCGGUUCAUUGGAGAUCAAUAGAAGAUCCGCUGCUUCCAUGGGCUGCCUCAGACCUGGGGAUGGAUACGGAGAUUUCGAGGCAAAAUUCCACAAUUCAAGAGAUGAAAGCAUUGAGCUCCAAUGAGGAAGGAAGUGGAGUAUUGAUGAGGAAGGACAGAGAAAAUGGAAGCUAUGAUCAGCGCGUCUACUGGAAAGGCCCUGCGACUACGAUAAUAGACAUGUGUUCCCGUUACCAUGAAAGCAAUGGUCAAAUAAAGGAAAUGGAUGUAAAUAAGACAGGGGCAUUUAAGCAAAAUGUUGAAGGAAUGCACACUGACCAUCUCAAAACCAUUGCAUUUGCUUACAAGGAUAUUGAUGUUUCAAUUGUAGAAGAAAAUGACUUGACCUUAGUAGCAAUGGUUGGCCUGAAAAACACAUGCUGCACAGAGACAAUAGAUGCAAUUAGUGCUUGUCAAAAGGCUGGAGUAAAAAUCAUACUUGCUUCUGAAGAUGAUGUUUCAGUUCUGGAAGACAUAGCCCAUAAGUGUGGAUUAAAAAUGCUUCCCGACUCAGACAGCUCGGUAAAUCUUACUGAAACAGAUAGGAUGGAUCUAGUGGAUAAAACCGGUGUUAUGGGAAACUCCCAUCCAUCUGAUAGGCUCCUCCUUGUUCAAUGUUUGAAGAAGAAAGGCUAUGUGGUCGCAGUGGUUGGAAACAGAGCAACUGCAAGUGCUACACUAAAAGAAGCUGAUGUUGGGGUGGCAAUGGGGAUUUGGAGCAGCAAAAUGGCAAGAGAAAGUUCCGACAUCAUCGUUCGAAAUGGAAAUUUUGGCUUGUUUGUGAGCCUUAUCAGUUACGGAAGAUGUACUUACGACAACAUCCAGAAAUACAUCCAACUUGUGCUCACGAUGAUCAUAUCAGGGACAUUCAUUUCCUUGAUCACCACUGUGUCUUCGGCAGCCAUCCCAAUUACGGGGAUUCAAUUGAUCUUGGCAAACUUCAUUGUGAACCUUCUAGGUGGAUUUGCUCUACUGUCAGAACCACCCACAGAUGAACUGAUGAAUAAUCCUCCAAUAAGCCCAACUGAACCUUUCAUCACAAAGCGCAUGUGGAGAAACAUAGCAACUCAAGCUCUAUACCAGACAUCCAUCUUGGUCACCUUUCAUUUCAAAGGGAAGAAUCUACUUGGCAUUAGCGAGCAGGUGAGCAAAUCCAUGGUCUUCAACAGUUUUGCGCUCUGCCAGGUAUUCAACCUGUUGAAUUCAAGGGAGCCAGAGAAGAAAAACAUGUUCAAAGGGCUUCACCGAAAUCCAUGCUUUUAUGUGGUUGUGCUGAUCAUCCUAACCCUGCAGGUAUCCUUUGUUGAGAUUUCACAUAUUCUUGUGGAUUAUGCCAGAUUGAACCAGGCACAGUGGGUUUUGUGUCUUAUAAUGGGAUUUGUUUCAGUGCCAAUCGAUACAGCUGUGAAAUUGACAACCAGCUUCAUCAAGUUUCAUACACUUUUCCCUCGGACUGGAUCUACAAGCUUUUCACCCUCUGCUCCUGCAUAUUCAGAAUCAUCAGUUUCUAGUAUUCUAGAGCUAUCACAGCAGGGGAACACUCCGAAUCAACCUUAG